AUGCAGUUCUCAAUCAAGACCGCUUUCCUUGCUCUCGCCGUCUUCCUUCCCCUCGCCUCUGCUGCCGUUCUCGAUGAGAAACGCUGGGGUGCAGGCACUGGCGGCGGUGGAGGCGGAGGUGGCGGUGGCGGAGGUGGCGAAUGCAAACCGCUUCUUCAGAGCUGCGCCGUCAACAGUGAAUGCUGUGGUGACCUUUGUGUCGCUGGGACAUCGUGCACCGUUACGUUCAUCAACCGAUGUACCAGCUGGCUCGAAAUUAAGGGCUUUUUCUAUACUCUCCCUCUUCCUCCUGCUAUCGUUGUUUCUCGUUGGGCCAGUACACUAACAUGUAACUCCUCCGAUAUCAGGCUACCGUUACAAUGCUAUGGUGUUCCAAAGACUGUCGUUGAUGGUGACCUCGGUCUGAAUGUUGUGAACUAUGUACUGUCGUUUAUGUUGUCCCAAUGUCUAUAA
Molecule: messenger RNA, 453 nt
Organism: Stereum hirsutum FP-91666 SS1
Lineage: Eukaryota; Fungi; Basidiomycota; Agaricomycetes; Russulales; Stereaceae
Exons: 3
Coding region: 1-453 (150 amino acids)
Source: RefSeq, a predicted model, not a curated record